UGGUGUGGCUGUGUAUAGCGUCGCCUUCGAUUGCGCCGUUUACAUGUGUGCGCGAGGGAGAAAGGGGGAAACCGAUACCAGUUUUUCAAGGAGGUAUUGGCACCGAAGAGCGCGAGACUAAUGGAGCCGUGAGGAAUGUGAUGUCUUGCAUUUGCUUUCAGCGAUGAUUAUGGUUUGCUGCCUGAUUCUGUGACGGCCAAUCUGCGGGGGAAGAAGUCUUCUGCACCCGCCUUCCCUCUCACCCCUCCCCUUUUGGAGCCCUGGACACGCCCACGCACCCCUCAAUCCAACACCUGCGGGCCUCCUUUACCCCGCCCCUCCCAGCACAGCUCCACCCCUGGCACCCCUGUCAUAUGCCCAUGAACCCUAAUCCUGAAACAGACACGUCAGGGUGAAACCACACAGCUGUACCGCAUAACAGACACGUCAGGGUGAAACCACACAGCUGUAUCGUAGAACAGACACAUCAGGGUGAAACCACACAGCUGUACCACAGAACAGACACGUCAGGGUGAAACCACACAGCUGUACCACAGAACAGACACGUCAGGGUGAAACCACACAGCUGUACCGUAGAACAGACUCAAACGUCAGGGUGAAACCACACAGCUGUAUCAUAGGACAGACUCACACGUCAGGGUGAAACCACACAGCUGUAUCAUAGGACAGACUCACACGUCAGGGUGAAACCACCAAGCUGUACCGCAGAACAGACAUGUCAGGGUGAAACCGCACAGCUGUACCGUAGAACAGACACGUCAGGGUGAAACCACACAGCUGUAUCAUAGGACAGACUCACACAUCAGGGUGAAACCACACAGCUGUAUCGUAGGACAGACUCACACGUCAGGGUGAAACUGCAUAGCUGUGCACAGCUGUGAAGGAGGAGUCUGAUGCCCUCUGACCUCCAGCCCUGUGAGACCUCAGACUGCAGAGUAGAGCAGACAGCUUAGAGACAGACAGACAGACACACUCACACAGUGUAUAGACAGACAGACACACGCACGCAGACAGACAGCGUAGAGACAGACACACACACACAGACAGACUGUAGUGACAGACAGACACACACACACAGACAGACUGUAGAGACAGACACACACACACACAGACAGUCAGGCACACAGUCAUGUAGAAAGCCUGGUCUUCGUGUCUCAUUGACAGACCAGGCCUCCCUUUUCAGAGCUGAGACUCUCACUGCCCUGCGUCACACUCAACUAACCGGCCAGACAACCACACACACAAGGCCACCACGAGCACGUAGAGAGCACCACAGAAGUACGCGUGUACACUCACACACACACACACGCGCGCACGUACACACACACACACACACACACCCGCGCGUGCACGUACACACACACACACACACACACACACACACACCCGCGCGUGCACGUACACACACACACACACACACACACUGCGCCUGCCGCAGACAGCGUGGAGGCAGCCUAAGAGGCGCAGGGACACCCGAAAAGAGACACUCCCACCGACGUCCGCCUCACGAUGAUGUGCGAGGUGAUGCCCACCAUCUCGGAGGACGGGAGGGGCGGGGCCGGCGGGGGCCCCUCCUCCCCAGCCGGGGGAGGGGGCGGGGCCGGGGGCGGGAUGGGCGGUCCGGGGGGCGCCUACGGGGGGCGGGAGGGCCGGGGGGGGGACGAGGGGGGCAGCACGGGGAACCUGGAGUCGCUGAUGGUCAACAUGCUGACGGAGCGGGAGAGGCUCCUGGAGAGCCUGAGGGAGACCCAGGACAGCCUGGGAACGGCCCAGCUACGACUGAGGGAGCUGGGCCAUGAGAAGGACUCCCUCCAGAGACAGCUCUCCAUCGCCCUGCCACAGGAGUUCGCGGUUCUGACCAAAGAGCUGAACGUCUGCCGCGAGCACCUCCUGGAGCGGGAGGAGGAGAUCGCCGAGCUGAAGGCCGAGCGGAACAACACCCGGCUGCUGCUGGAGCACCUGGAGUGCCUGGUCUCUCGGCACGAGCGCUCCCUGCGCAUGACGGUGGUGAAGCGGCAGGCCCAGUCCCCCGCCGGCGUGUCCAGCGAGGUGGAGGUGCUCAAGGCCCUCAAGUCUCUGUUCGAGCACCACAAGGCCCUGGACGAGAAGGUUCGGGAGAGGCUGCGUGUGGCUCUGGAGAGGGUGUCUGUUCUGGAGGAGGAACUGGAGAGCUCCUCACAGGAGGUGCAUUCUUUAAGAGACCAAAUCAAGAGACGGCAGCAAGGGGGGGACAAUGGAAGAGAGCGGCUGCCUAAUGGUCCCUCCUCCAUUCUGGACGACGGGGAGAUUGACAGGCAGAGGGAGGGAGAGAUAGAGCGACAGCGCUCAGAACUCUCCCAGCUGAGGGAGAGACUGGCUCUCAUGUGUCGGCAGGUAGGAGAAAUAGAGGAACAGCUCUCUGCAGCCCGAAGGGAAGUUACAAAAUCUGAAGAAGCCAAUCAGAAACUACAGAGGGAUGUGAAAGAGGCUCUCUGUCAGAGAGAGGACAUGGAGGAGCGGAUCACCACGUUAGAGCGCAGGUAUCUCAGUGCACAGAGGGAGGCCACCUCUCUCCACGACAUUAAAGACAAGCUGGAGAAUGAACUGGCGAGCAAGGAGUCUCUGUACAGACAGAGCGAGGAGAAGAACCGGCAGCUGCAGGAGCGUCUGGACGAUGCCAAGCAGAAGCUGCAGCAGACCCUGCAGAGGGCCGAGACUCUGCCCGAGAUCGAGGCCCAGCUCGCCCAGAGAGUGGCAGCGCUCAACAAGGCAGAGGAGCGCCACGGCAACUUUGAGGAGCGAUUGCGGCAGAUGGAAGCACAACUGGAGGAGAAAAAUCAGGAGAUGCAGAGGGCACGACAAAGAGAGAGAAUGAACGACGAACACAACAAACGGCUCUCUGACACAGUGGACAAACUCCUCUCUGAAUCUAACGAGCGACUGCAGCUUCACCUCAAAGAGAGGAUGGCUGCCCUGGAAGAUAAGAAUGCUCUUUCUGAGGAACUGGCAAAUAUGAAGAAAAUACAGGAUGAUCUGUUAGCAAACAAGGACCAGCUGAUCGCUGAGUUGGAGAGACUUCAGCUGGAACUUGAUCAGUUAAGAGGGAGGCCUGGCUCCGCCUACUCCAGGUCUCUUCCAGGAAGUGCUCUGGAGCUGAGGUAUUCCCAAGGGGGCGGGUCCCUCCCGGCCGGCUCCACCGCACACCUGGAUCACUACGGCAACGCUGCCUCGGGAGCCGUGGUCAGGCGGCCUCACCGCGGGCGAUGGGGCGGAGCCAGGGAGGACGCAAACAAGGCGAGAACAAAUCCCACAUACGGGGAGUGGGAGGGGGGCGCGCUGCUCGCCCCUGGGCUGGAGGCGGGCGUGGAGGCCGGGGGCUCGGAUGAGGAGGAGGAGGACAGAGAGACGCUCCUGGGCUCCGAGCUGCUGUCGCCCAGCGGGCAGACGGACGUGCAGACCCUGGCCAUCAUGCUGCAGGAGCAGCUGGAGGCCAUCAACAAGGAGAUCAAGCUGAUUCAGGAGGAGAAGGAGAGCACGGAGUUGAGGGCGGAGGAGAUUGAGAGCCGGGUCAGCAGCGUGGCCCUGGAGGGGCCUCCCCUGCCCCCGUCGUCUCUGGCAGGAGGCAGGGACGGGGCGGGGCGCGGCUUCAUCCCCCAAUCGCUCACCUCCUCCACCCUGGCCUCGCCCUCGCCCCCCAGCUCCGGCCACACCACCCCCCGCCUGCCUCACUCGCCCGCGCGGGAAACCGACAAACAGAACAAUAAGGAGGACGACAGGUCCCUGGCCCUGCUGGACUCCACCCCUCCGCCCACCCCUCGGGCCCUGCGAUUGGACAGAAUGACCCACACGCACCCGGGGGCCAUGCUUGACGAUAGCCGUGAAUUCCGCAGUCUCUCAGCAGAUGGGAGUGUGGGUAACAGCAGCCAGGAUUCCCUGCACAAAUCUACCAAGAAGAAAAGCAUCAAGUCUUCCAUCGGCCGCCUCUUUGGCAAGAAAGAGAAGGGGAGGAUGGGCCAGUCAGGGCGGGAGUCUGUCUCUCUGGCCUCCACACCGUCUGAGGACCUGGGAUCAGCCGACCCCCUGGGCCUGACCAAGCUCGCGGGGCCAGCGGACAAGGACCGCCGCAGCAAGAAGAAGCACGAGCUUCUUGAGGAGGCUUGUCGGCAGGGACUCCCCUUUGCAUCCUGGGACGGACCCACCGUGGUGUCCUGGCUAGAGCUGUGGGUGGGGAUGCCGGCCUGGUACGUGGCAGCCUGCCGGUCGAACGUGAAGAGCGGGGCCAUCAUGGCCAACCUGUCGGACACGGAGAUCCAGCGCGAGAUCGGCAUCAGCAACCCGCUGCACCGGCUCAAGCUGCGACUCGCCAUCCAGGAGAUGGUGUCCCUCACCAGCCCCUCCGCCCCGGCCAGCACCCGCUCCUCAACCAGUAAUGUGUGGAUGACUCACGCAGAGAUGGAGUCACUGACAGCGGCAACCAAACCGGAGCUGAAAGAGAUUAGCUGGGAUCAGAUCCUGGCCUACGGCGACAUGAACCAUGAGUGGGUGGGGAACGAGUGGCUGCCCAGCCUGGGCCUGCCUCAGUACCGCAGCUACUUCAUGGAGUCCCUGGUGGACGCCCGCAUGCUGGACCACCUCACCAAGAAGGAGCUUCGCGGCCAGCUCAAGAUGGUGGACAGCUUCCACAGGGUCAGUCUUCAUUACGGCAUUAUGUGUCUGAAACGCUUAAACUACGACAGGAAAGAACUGGAGAGGAGGAGGGAUGAGAGCCAGCACCAGAACAAAGACGUGAUGGUGUGGUCCAACGAGCGCGUGAUGUGCUGGGUGCAGACGGUGGGGCUGAAGGAGUACGCCGACAACCUGGCAGAGAGCGGAGUGCACGGGGCCCUACUGGCCCUGGACGACACCUUCGACUACACCGACCUGGCCCUCCUCCUGCAGAUACCCAAUCAGAACACACAGGCCAGACAGCUCCUAGAGAAGGAGUACAAUGCUCUCAUCGCCAUGGGAACAGAGAGACGACCAGAUGAGGACGGGACGAAGACCUUCACUCGCUCGCCGUCGUGGCGGAAGAUGUUCCGGGAGAAGGACCUGAGGGGGGUGACCUCCGACUCGUCCGAAACUCUGCCCGCCAACUUCCGUGCCUCCGCCAUUUCCACCCCCUCCGUGACCCUGAGGAAGGUCCAGAGCGAGGUGAACUCUGGAUCCAGAGCAGAGUCGGGAUCGGUGAGGACGUACUCCUGUUAAGACACACCGGGGGGCUGCUUGGUGACACACCUGGAUUUUGGUUUCAUAAUGAACAUAAGGGGGAAAAACUGAUAUAUUUGUCAAUUCUGCAAUAACCAAGGGGUGACCAAUGGGAAUGGAGGAAUAACAAAGGAGUGACCAAUGGGAAUGGAGGAAUAACAAAGAAGUGACCAAUGGGAAUGGAGGAAUAACCAAGGGGAGACCAAUGGGAAUGGAGACGUUUCUGUUGAUGAAGAAUGUGGGAUAAGGGACAGAUGAACGAUGUACAGAACAGAGAGGGGGAAAGAAUGAAUGUACGGAAGAGGGGGAAGAAUAGAAUAUCCGUUCAUCAGUCCCACUUUCUCCCUCCGUCUCUCAAACUACAGUUAUUCUCUGAAGCUGAGGGGCGUUUUGGAAAAGCAGUGCCACAUUGUUACGCACUCAGGCUAGCGGUACUGUGCUCUGUGAAUCUGAAUCCUGGAUGUCUGUGCUGCCAUGAAUGUGCCCCAUGCCCUGUCUGGCAGAGUGUGAAUGUGCGGUCUCUGUGUAUGCUGGUAGCGAUAGCGGUUUGUACUCUUGGCGCAGGGCUGCUCUAACUCGUUAUGGCUCAGGCCUUAGAGCAGCUCGGAGCCAAAGCCCUCUGCAAACGCACCAUUGGUCGAUUGGAGAGAUAUCCUCCGGAAAGGAAAGAGAGGAACGAUAAACGGACGGAGUCACGGAAAAAGAGGCGACCUGCGGGAGAGGAGGUGGGCUUUACUUGAGCGAGUCCCGACAGGAGCAGGGAGAAGCCCUGUAAUUACCCUGAGGAGCAGGAGGGGGCAGAAACUGAGGGCCAGAGGUGGGCAGAGAGGGAGGA
Conger conger (European conger) is the source of this 6058-nucleotide messenger RNA. RefSeq names its product liprin-alpha-3-like. NCBI's taxonomy places the organism in Eukaryota, Metazoa, Chordata, Actinopteri, Anguilliformes, Congridae. Bases 1510 to 5223 code for a protein of 1237 amino acids. Gene Ontology annotation, molecular function: protein binding. Gene Ontology annotation, biological process: synapse organization. Gene Ontology annotation, cellular component: presynaptic active zone. The transcript is spliced from 33 exons. The record is from RefSeq and is a predicted model, not a curated record.